AUGGUGCUAGGGUUCUCCAAAACCUUCACAGGUACUCUCUUUCACGAUCCCAUCCCAGCCAAUGCUCAUCGUCAUUCCAUCUCCUUUGCUCAUCGUCCUUUCAUACCUACUCAUCAUGUUCCUUUUGCUGAACUCAUAGAAUAUGGUCUAGAUGUAACUAGGUUUGUUCACAAUCUGGGCUGGGAUUUUCUGAUAAAUGAUACUCCUGAGCAUAUAUGCCUUGAAGGUGUACGUUUAUUUUUCUCUAAUUUUCGAUCUUUUGGGCUUCACACUCGUACUAUUACCACUCUGAUCUAUGGCAAUCUUGUUACUAUUCCCCUCGAAGAUCUUAGGCGUCUUCUCAAUAUUCCUAGGUUUGGAGAAAUUCUGGCCAAUGACUCUGAGUUUCCUCUGUUCAAUUUUGAUAUUGUUCAGGAAUUUGUCCUCCUCACUGGUCACGAGCCAGAUGCCUAUCUUACGUUGCCUACUGCUUUCCUUCUUCCAUCUCUGCGUACAUUUCACUAUCUGUUGACUAGGAGGUUUCUUACUCGAACUGUUCUUCUGGAUCGAGUCACUCCUCUUGAUCUUUGGGUUCUGCAACAUGCAGUUCACAAUGUUCCCCUUGACUAUUGUCAUAUUCUGUUCGGGCAUCUUUAUCCCUUCCAGCAAUUCGAGUAUCUGGGCCAUCUUCCCUUAGGUCCACUGAUCACUCGUCUAAUUAUUCGCCUUCAAAUCUCCUUGGAUCCCUUCCAAAUCAUUACUCCCAAUGUCUAUCUCUCUGUCGAUGAUAUUCUUGACGAGAUUGCGCUUGCCGUUGAGGGGGAGGAUGAGGAUGCUGAUGCUGAUAGUGACAGUACUGACAGUGAUAGCUCUGAUGACGACAGUCCGAUGGAAGAGCCAGACAAGGAGGACGUGGUAGCUGCUGAGCCUGAAGGAGAUGAUGUCUUUGAAAUUGAAGUUCACUGGGUCAGCAGCAACGACAAUUCUGAUAGCAGUAAUUCAGAUGAUGACUCUUCCUCUAGUACUCCAUCUCUGGCAGAGGUCUUGGCCGAUCUCAGGGAUGCAUAUUAUUUCGAGUGA
Molecule: messenger RNA, 1059 nt
Organism: Linum trigynum
Lineage: Eukaryota; Viridiplantae; Streptophyta; Magnoliopsida; Malpighiales; Linaceae
Source: the annotation of a GenBank genome assembly